AUGAAUCAUGACGACGUUGAAUCAUCAAAUAUAAACCAAGAUAAAGGGGAAGAACUAAAAGUAAAGCAAAAUGAUACAUAUUAUGGUAUUAGUGAUAUGACAGAAAACAGCAAAAUACACACUGCAGAUACAAGUGUAAUUGAAAGCUCUGUUGCUAAUGAGGAGGUACCAGAUCAGGAUCUUGAAGUUUCAAGAAAUAUUUCAAGAUUUAUUACUUGGUCUACAUUACCCAAUAUUUAUACAGCUAUUGGGGCCUAUGGAGGUCCUUCUGCUUUUAUAGCUACUCUUGGUUAUUAUGUGAUUGGGACAACUAAGGGGACAAUUUUAAUUUUUAACUCCAAACAAUAUUUGAAAGCAAUAUUGAUACCAAAAUUAUCAUAUGAUUCUAGUUCAAGUCAUUUAAAAUCACCUGUUUCAACAAUUGCCAUUAGUUCAGAUGGGACCUACUUGGCUGCAUCUUUCAAAACAAAUGAUAUAUACUUAUGGGACUUGAAUUCCAAUCAGAACAACACUCAACACAAUGUUUCAGUCAGUGAUACAUCAAUCGUGCCAUUGUAUGCUAUAUUACACAUCGAUGACCAUAUAUCUAAUGAUAUUAAUGGAUUAGGAUUCUUAGGUACAAGGCAUACCGCAUUGAUAGUCAGUGACAACUCCGGAACCUUGGAUUUCCAUGACGCUUAUAGAAACCAUAUAUGGUACCUAACGUACAAAACCAAAAAUUUAGUUAAGUUAGCAUCAAAUGAGAAAUUACUUUGCUCAAAAACUGCACCUCAAGGAGAAAUUAAAACUGAAUUCCAUCUUGUUGCAAUUCUAACCUCAAAGAAAUUUGCAAUCAUCUCCACAACCCCAUACCUAUCGACAGUAUAUCUAGAAAACAUUUCCAAAAAUUGCAUUUCCAAUAGUUUUGUUAAUAAUUGUAUCUCAUGGAAUAAGAAUGGCAUUAAUGUUGCAUAUUCGAUUGGCUCCACAAUGGUGGUAUUGGUCAGUGACAUAAAGAAGAUAAAUGUAGUACAUGUACCUAAGUUCAACUUCAAAUCAUAUACAUCAAAAUUUGACGAAUCAAUCCUUUCAAUCUUUUGGAUUUCUGAGACCAUUGUUGGAGCCCUAACGAUAUCACAUCAGUUUUUUAUUGUAGAUUUUAAAAGCACGUCAUGUACCAUUUCGUCAGUAGAUUUAUUAGUACAAGAUAUGUUAAUUCCACCAGAUAAGAAUUUUGCCAUUAAUGACAAUAAGAUUUUCCUGUUAACAGGCUAUACCUUCAAAGUAGGCAAAUUCAUGACAUGGUCAGAAAUCAUACUAAAUAGAGUUCAAAAUGGAAAAUAUUUUGAAGCAUUAAAAUUCGUCGAGGCCUGUUUGCAACCAUAUUUCCCCUUAUCUCUACUUUUUAGACUAAAUGAAUCUCUAGAAUCAAGACAGGCACAGUUAAAAUUACCAUUCCUAAAUCUAUCAUUAGCUUCUAUGCGAUUUAUCCUUAAAAGAGACGAGACAAGUUCUGAUGAACUAUACAGGUUGAUGACCAUUAUACUAAGGGUUGCCAAUAUGUUCAAAGAUCUAGAAGUACAAGAUCAAUUAAGAACUUCACUGUUGGAACAAUCCAUUGAAUUUUAUGGUAAACAGAAAGGUGGAGAUAUAAGUGUAUUUUAUGAUGUUAUUAUAGAAAAUUUAAACAAUGGUACACUGAAAUCUCUCCCGGCUUCAGUAUUUCAAUCAGUUUUACAAUAUUAUGCAAAAGAGGGAAGGAAAGAGCAAAUGAAAAACUUAAUAAUCAUUCUCGAUCCAUCUACUCUAGAUGUCGACCUCGCUGUAAGAAUUUGCAAUGAAUUUAAACUCACAGAUACAUUGAUUUAUAUUUGGAACGUUAUUUUCCAAGAUUAUGUAAGCCCUUUUAUCUCAUUCAUUUCAAGUAUUUCUCAAUUACACAAUAAAACCUCAAUAUUUCCAUAUAUGAAUGAAGAUGAAUACAAAAAAGUGUUUGAAUAUAUAAAAUCAAUAAUCCGAGGAAUUCAAUAUUCAUCUAAUGAGGCCGUGCCAUCAAAAAAUAUGUUACGUUCUAAACUAGAGUUGAAUUAUAUACUUUUUAAUGCAACAUUAAUCGAAUGGCCAUAUGGAAGUUCAGAAAAAUUGCAUACUUUAAUCAAUUUUGAAGAUGAACCAGUUUACCCAUAUUUCAAUCUAUUACUUCGUUAUGACUGCGCUGGGUUUCUUGAUGUGCUAUCCGUAUUUUUUCAAGAGGACGAGCUUUUGAAUGAAGAUAGGUUUGAAUUAUAUCAUAACGAACACCAAAUGUGGGUUAGUCGUCAAUACAUAGUUGAUAUCAUUAUUGAUAUUUUGAAGGAUACAAGAGAUCAUUUACAGAAAUAUUAUUUGGCGAUAUUUUUAUCUAAAAAUAUUCCCAGUUAUCCUCAGUUUAUUAAAGUUUCAAAUACUUUUUUGGAACUAAUAUCUGACACUAUAGUAAAUUCAAUCACAGACGAAUUGCAUGAUGAACUUGAGAUUUCUUUAGAAUCACUAUUAACUAUUUAUGUGCCACCCAAUUUAAACAAUUUUAUAUCAGAAAUAAAAGCAUUGAACUUUAAUCGUAUUCUGUACAAAAUGUUUACCAAGACUCAUCAAUUUGUCGAAUUGUUAAAUCUUUUAAUUUCAUCAAAAAAUAUUGAGUACGAAUAUGGAAACAAUUGGGUAAAAAUAAUGUUAAAUAUACUGGAAAAAACAGAGAAUAAUUCACUUGAAAGGGCGCGUCUAAUACCCUUUUUGUCAGAAAAGUUCGAUGUCUUAGUUGAAAAGAUGGGUGUUGAGACUUCCGUAGAAAUUUUUGGUAAAUUUGAUAAUCUCCUUCAUUUAAACGUUAAGUUGCUACAAAAUGAAAACACCCAACUUCAAUAUCUAGAAAAAUUAUUCGAUGGACAUGUUUCAGUAGAAUAUAUUCCUCCUGAACUAAGAAAACAGCUCCUAUACUUAUCUUGCAAGUUAAAGAACACUAAAGAAUUAAUUCUAUGGAUCCAAAAUUUGGAGGUGUCGACGACAGAGCUACACGAAAUGCUGCAUUAUGUAGAGAAUGUAAAGGAUCACGAGAUAAUAGCCGCUUUACAAAAGAAACUGAAAAAUCACAUUGAGGUUGUAAAUGAGAUGAUUAAGUGUAUUCGAAUAUGGUUCUCGGAGGACAAAAACACACCUGAUGAUCUUUCAUAUUAUAUUGAGACUGCUGUAUUAUCAGCCUCAAGCUGUUCAGGUCCUGAAAAGGAUUUAUGCUGGUCUCAGCUAAUUGUAUGUCUUAUGGUAUUAUAUGGGAAACUUCCAACAAAUAGCACCAAAAGAGACCUUUGCAACAAAUCUUUGCAACAUCUUUUUAUUAAUUUGGCCAUGACAGAGACUUCAAAAUCGAGUGAAAAUAUAAAUGAAUUUUGUCAUAUAUUAACCUCUGUUUUAGAAAAUCAAGAUGUGAUAUUCAUAAAGGCAAAAAUUGUCAGGGAUUUAUUAGAAGAUAUAUUUAAUUCUUACAAAUUAGAGAAAGAAAUAUCCAAAGUAGUUGCUCAAAUCUUGGAGGUAAGUUCAUUUGAAAUUAUGCAUCAGUAUAAGGAUAAAUUAGAGGAAGGAUGGGUAUUAAAGGAAUAUGUAUGUGAGAUUUGUGGGAAAUUUAUAUGUGGGAGUAAUAUUAAUAACUCAAUAUAUCUUUGCUGGGAGGGGAAUAGGAAACAAGAUGUCACAAUUGAAGAUAAGGAACCAGUACAUAAAGAAUCGUUGAUUGUUUUCCAUUGUGGCCAUGGAUUUCAUAGACAAUGCCUACAAAAUCUGGGGCAAAAAUCUAAAAACUAUCAAUGUCUAAGUUGUCAAGGCAAUUAUAAUAAGAAACAAUAA
This is a messenger RNA of Vanderwaltozyma polyspora DSM 70294, 3855 nucleotides long. RefSeq names its product CORVET complex membrane-binding subunit VPS8 (gene VPS8). The record is from RefSeq and is a predicted model, not a curated record. The coding region runs from base 1 to 3855 and encodes 1284 amino acids. The transcript has a single exon. Gene Ontology annotation, cellular component: late endosome; HOPS complex. Gene Ontology annotation, molecular function: protein binding. Lineage: Eukaryota; Fungi; Ascomycota; Saccharomycetes; Saccharomycetales; Saccharomycetaceae. Gene Ontology annotation, biological process: endosomal vesicle fusion; protein targeting to vacuole.